AUGUCCCAAAAGCAAACAGCGGUAACAGAGUAUAGGAUAAACUUUACUGGAGAGGUCGCGUCCUACUGUUCCAAAGCAACUGUGGCGCAGGCUCCCAUUCACCCAUUUAGGUACAUUAGCGCUGCAGCGAGGCGAGUGUUUACCGCGCCUGCAUUCAGCGGACAGCUGUCUACUCCCCGCUGCUUCUAUCUCUAUGUUAUUUCACCGCAGUCAUUCUAA
Molecule: messenger RNA, 219 nt
Organism: Leptosia nina
Lineage: Eukaryota; Metazoa; Arthropoda; Insecta; Lepidoptera; Pieridae
Source: the annotation of a GenBank genome assembly